AAUGUGCUUGCUUCAUAGAUUAGAAACCAAAUUGCUAGCCAAGCCAAACAAUCCCCGUGAAAAUUCUUAUCCAGAGAGACAACACCACAAGGCUUAAGCUUCGCACUCAGCAGAGUCACUACUCACUCACAGGGUCAGCUUAUUUGGGCAUGGCAACAUCAUUCUCUCCGACUCCCACACUACCCUCUGUCCGCUCCUCUAUCUUCCCACAAAACCCUCCCAAACCCCUCCUUUCCCUUCCAGAGUUCUUUCGUGGAGGCUCCAAUUCCAGCUGCGUGAAACGCUCAUGGGCCUCUUCUUCAAGCUAUGUCACUCUCAAGCUUUCCAAUGCCUUUAGAGUCUCUGCAAGACCCUUACUUUCCAAAGGGACCUUGUUGCAUAGGAGAAUGGGAAUUGUGAGGGCUGCAACUAUUGAAGAAAUUGAAGCUGAAAAAAAAAUCAGAAUGGAAAGGAGCAUUGAAAGUGUUCGGGCAAAUUUCAAUUCCAUAAGGACAGGGAGAGCAAACCCAGCAAUGCUUGAUAAAAUUGAGGUGGAAUACUAUGGAAGUCCAGUUAGCUUGAAGAGCAUUGCUCAAAUUAGCACCCCUGAUGCCAGUUCUCUUCUGGUACAGCCAUAUGACAAAUCAAGCUUGAAGGCUAUUGAGAAAGCCAUAGUCAGCUCUGAUGUUGGUAUGACUCCAAAUAAUGACGGUGAAGUGAUAAGGUUGACUCUCCCACAAUUGACAUCUGAAAGGAGGAAGGAACUAUCAAAGGUAGUGGCUAAACAAGCUGAAGAAGGGAAGGUAGCUUUGAGGAAUAUAAGAAGAGAUGCAUUGAAAGCUUAUGAAAAACUUGAGAAGGAGAAAAAGCUUUCUGAAGAUAACGUGAAGGAUUUGUCAAGUGAUUUGCAGAAGUUGACAGAUGAGUAUAUGAAAAAGGUUGAUACCAUCUUCAAACAAAAAGAAAAGGAAUUGCUGACAGUUUGAUGCUUCAGUAUACAAAAUAUAUUGGGAUCUCUAGAAGGUCAAGUUUUGUAUAUGCUUUCCUUUGAGUUGGAUAAUUGAUGGCUGUUUAUAGUUUUAUACGACUUAUAAAGAACAACUUUUGAAUUGAAUAUGAACAUUUUUUUAACUUGGAUAAUGGUGAAUCAAUGAUUCCGCGUGUCAUUUUAAUUA
Molecule: messenger RNA, 1154 nt
Organism: Arachis ipaensis
Lineage: Eukaryota; Viridiplantae; Streptophyta; Magnoliopsida; Fabales; Fabaceae
Source: RefSeq, a predicted model, not a curated record